Salvia miltiorrhiza (redroot sage) is the source of this 1071-nucleotide messenger RNA. RefSeq lists its product as uncharacterized. The record is from RefSeq and is a predicted model, not a curated record. Bases 265 to 1071 code for a protein of 268 amino acids. NCBI's taxonomy places the organism in Eukaryota, Viridiplantae, Streptophyta, Magnoliopsida, Lamiales, Lamiaceae. The transcript is spliced from 2 exons.
CAUUAGUCGAAACGACGGCGUUUUGAUAAAGUAUAUGAAAAGACGUCGUUUGAGCUAGAAUUCGCAUCAAACGACGCCGUUUCUUUUGCUGGGGUGAAAUCAUAUUAACCCUAACCUAAUUUCACCGCAUUUUCUUACAUUCACCAUUGUCGAAUCUUGACUGCAACUGUUAUGGGAGAAUUUGACCUUGGGACGACGAGAUAUUGCGAGUGAGGCGCCGAGAAGAAGACGAAGUAAGAGAUAUUGACGACGAUAUUUCGCGAAAUGGGAGAUAGUGACUCAUUUGGCUUGUAUAUUCACCAUGGUGGGAAGUUUGUCCACCUAGGCGCAAGUAGAUUGUACUCAGGUGGUGAAGUUUUGGGGAAAUUCGGUUUAGAUAAGGAUAGGUUUGGUUAUUUUGACUUAGAGGAGGAAAUCAAGCAGCUUGGGUAUACUUCUUGGAGGUGUUUAGCUUUCAAGGUUCCUAGAACUUUAGUGUUUAUGGAUUUGUGUGAUGAUAAGCAGGUAAUGCAAAUGAUACAAUGUUGUACAUCUACAAUUACAUGUGUGAGUAUCUAUGUGGAUGAUGGGAAAAAGGGAAAGGUCAAGAAGGCUGUCACUGAAUCUGAAACUGUUACUAAGACAGUUACGAAGACUAUAACAACCACUAAGAGUAGUAGUAAUAAGGGGAAUGGGAAGGGGAAGGUAAAUCAGUCCAAAGGGAAAGAUAAGGUGUUUGAUAGGGAAGAGCCUGCUAGUGUAGUGAAAGAGCAGAAUGUGCAGAUUGAGUUAAGGAAGGGGAAGAGGAAGGUAAAUCAGUCCAAAGGGAAAGAGAAGGUGUUUGAUAGGGAAGAGCCUGCUAGUGUAGUGAAAGAGCAGAAUGUGCAUAUUGAGCCAAGGAUUGAGCAUGAUGUGCUGAUGGAUGAGCUGCAUGAAACAGAUGAAGAUGAUGAUGAUUAUGUUCCUCAAUUUAGUGAGAAAGAGGACGUAGAGUCAGAUGAUUCUUUAGGUGAUAAAGAGCUAGGGUCAGAAGAUGAAGAGUAUAUGAUAGCAAGAAGCAAUGUCAGGCAAAGUAGGCAAGCAAAGGAAUAG